Messenger RNA from Ochlerotatus camptorhynchus, 1433 nucleotides. RefSeq lists its product as uncharacterized. Lineage: Eukaryota; Metazoa; Arthropoda; Insecta; Diptera; Culicidae. Gene Ontology annotation, biological process: regulation of transcription by RNA polymerase II. Gene Ontology annotation, molecular function: chromatin insulator sequence binding. Gene Ontology annotation, cellular component: chromosome. The transcript is spliced from 4 exons. The record is from RefSeq and is a predicted model, not a curated record. The annotation marks the transcript as partial.
CAGACGACAGUAGCUCACUUGGUGGUGGUUAUACUAAGAUCAAGCUCGAAAACUUUAACCUCUGGUCGGAUGCGGACUAUAUUUCUAUUGCCGAUCAGUCGAUCACUUCGUCUGAUGGAUCACCGCAUCCGUCGUCGAACUAUCUUCCAAUUUGGCGCAAAGCAUCCAAGUCGGCAACCCGCAUUACUCCCGGUCGGAUCAAGAUAGCAGCUAGAAAGACCUCUUCGCUGUGUGCUCCGGUGGUCCCUUCUCCAAGCAAGGCUUCGCAAAAGACAUCGAUAAUUUCACUGAACAGUAGUAACUCCAGUGUAGGAUCGAAUUCGUCGCUUCCAUCCAAUGGUACCAGCGCCACUGGUGUGCGCAAAGAGGAUCAAAUUGUGUUUCAACAUGAGAACGAUACCAAGCCGUGGAAGUGCAAGACAUGUGGCCGUAAUUACAAAUGGAAAAACAGUCUCAAGUGCCACAUCAAAAAUGAAUGUGGUGUUCCGCCAAACUGUGAUGUUGAAGAAAAACGCAAGCAAAAACUAAAUGUUGCCCUUGAACACAUACAAACACGCAUACAUCUGAUAUCUGAAAUACCCUUCCGCUAUACUGAUCCUCAUUUUUACUUCCAUUAUUCAGUUUCUGUAUCUGCAGGUCCCUCAACACCUAGCGGCCCGGGUGGUGGUGAAGCGACGAUAAUCCAUAGUGAAGUGAUAGUAACAGGAACUCAUCAGCAGCAACCACAACCGCCAAUAGACGAUCAGCCCUGUGAUCUGAGAUUACUGACACCUAAUUAUCUGCGCGAAUUUGCUGCCGAAUCAUCGGCACAGCAACGAGAUUUGAUUGCGGCAGCGGCUGCUGCAGCUGCAGCAGUAGCCAAUGCUGGCGGUACUAGCAGUAGUCCCCUGCCUGUACCCAUUUUCAAAGUUGAUCGUGACGAGGCUGCUGAAUCCUCUUAUGACGGUGACUCGUUGGUUACUGCAAUGUACAAUGUGAAUAGCCGAGAUGAUACAUCGAUAUCACUUGUGAUAGGAUGCCCUGAUGCCGCUGGUUUCUUCCAUUGUCCGAAUGGUACCUGUGAUCGAAAAUACAAAAUAAAAUAUUCUUUGAUUCGCCACCUACGCAAUGAGUGCAUUGAUAAUCGACGUUUUCCGUGUCCAUUUUGUAAAAAAAAGUUUUCAUAUUCUUUCAUAUUGAAUAGGCACAUCCUGAAGGUACAUAAGACCUUGCAUUGUUAGUAUAAAAGUGAAUCUGUGAAGACAUCGUGUCCCUUUACAUUCCAAAUAGUUUGCUUCCCUACCAUUGAUCCAAAUAUUCAGAUAUUUUGUUUAGCAGCUACCCUAGAUUGACAAAGCCAAAUUUAUAGGUUCUAUCUGUCUACCUUUAGAUUUGUGUAAGAAAUAAAUGAAUAUAUGGAUACUACAUUCAUAUAGAAGAUCAUCGAAUAUGAA